This is a messenger RNA of Xyrichtys novacula (pearly razorfish), 360 nucleotides long. NCBI's taxonomy places the organism in Eukaryota, Metazoa, Chordata, Actinopteri, Labriformes, Labridae. The record is from the annotation of a GenBank genome assembly.
AUGUCCAGCAAGUGCAUGUUUUUUUCACCCCUGCCCCUCAAACAGUUGAGAUCACCACAGUUCAAGACACAGUCUGUGAGUCUCCUUGCAGAGAAAGCAGGAACAUGUAGUGGUGUUAAACAUGUUUUGUUGCACGAGGCACAAGCUGCAUUGUUCAGCUGUGUAAGGUUUGCUGAGGGGCUACAAAUGGCUACAUUUGAGAACAGGAAACUGGACUUUGGAGCAGAAAAUUUCAUGUUCAGUGAAAUAAUUUAUUUUCACUUGUUACAGGUAAAGAAAUACUCAUGUCCACUUGUUGUAUGCUUUCCACCCACCUUCGACCCAGAACAUUGUAAUAUAAAACACUCAUCACUUACAUGA